Messenger RNA from Nicotiana attenuata, 766 nucleotides. Its product is annotated as ethylene-responsive transcription factor ERF016-like. The record is from RefSeq and is a predicted model, not a curated record. The transcript has a single exon. The coding region runs from base 36 to 563 and encodes 175 amino acids. Gene Ontology annotation, molecular function: DNA-binding transcription factor activity; DNA binding. Gene Ontology annotation, biological process: regulation of DNA-templated transcription. Lineage: Eukaryota; Viridiplantae; Streptophyta; Magnoliopsida; Solanales; Solanaceae.
UUUUUUAAAAAAAAAAAAUUCACAAAUUUGCUAAAAUGGUGAGACCUAAAGGAAAUAAAGAGAAAAAAGAUAACGGAGAUCGUUACAAGGGUGUAAGGAUGAGGAAAUGGGGAAAGUGGGUAGCAGAAGUACGGCAGCCAAAGAGCCGUGAUAGAAUAUGGUUAGGAUCUUACGAUACGGCGGAGGAAGCGGCGAGAGCUUACGAUGCGGCGGUGGUUUGCUUACGUGGACCAUCGGCGACGAUUAAUUUUCCUAAUGAUCCUCCACUUAUUCCGUCGUCAGGGCCUAAUUGUGAUCAGCAGCAGUUGUCGCCGUCGCAAAUUCAAGUGGCGGCGUCGAGACAUGCGCGUAGGGUUUGUGAAUCAGCUGUUGUAGAUUCUAGAUUACCAGCUGUGGAAACUGUGUUUUUUAGAGAUAAUAAUUCAGAGUUUGGUUGUUCUUCUUAUGUGGAUUGUUAUAAUUUGGCUAUCACCGAUAAAAGUAGUACCGGAGAUGGUGAAGUUUUGCAUGAUGAUUUAUUUGAUAGCUGUUUUUACGGCUCGAACCCGUGCCGACAGCUGUGAUAUAUAGACAAUCUGGCUGUUUUUACGGGUCCGAGCUCGGACCCGUGCGAGGACACGGAAACAAGUAUUUAGACAACUAUUAGUGGAGUUUCUUAUCAGUAGUAAGAUUAAUUAAGCAUCUUUUCAUCAACUUUUAAUUCCAGUUUUAUCUUUUCAUCAACUUUUAAUUCCAGUGUUUACUAAAUUGUUGCUUAUUAGGUGUA